Vitis riparia (riverbank grape) is the source of this 3142-nucleotide messenger RNA. RefSeq lists its product as uncharacterized. The record is from RefSeq and is a predicted model, not a curated record. The coding region runs from base 953 to 2818 and encodes 621 amino acids. Lineage: Eukaryota; Viridiplantae; Streptophyta; Magnoliopsida; Vitales; Vitaceae. The transcript has 3 exons. Gene Ontology annotation, molecular function: calmodulin binding.
ACCAAAUAAGCAAUUGUUUGGUUUAGUUAAAGUGAAAUUUUCAGCUGUGGAUACUAAAACAGCAUAGAAGUUAAGAUUAAAAAUUUGAAAUUCUUUUCUUUCUCAUCCAGUUUUCUUAGGAACCAAACAUGGGUGAAAGUAUCCUAGUAUUUGGAAUUGCACAAACUGUAUGACCUUGCCGUGUUUUAUCAAAGUGUCUUAGGCUCUAUUCUUCAUUUCAUAUCGCUGUUUUAUUUAUUUUGGUUGAUUCAUUCAAAGAAACUCAUUGGCUGAUGUGUUCAGUGAAAGAAAUGAAUGGAUAGUGUCAUCAAUCCCCAUAUAUAUUUUUCCUCUGUGCUCUUCUAAUGCAAAUUGUCUUUUUAAUCUUGUUCAACUCUGAAUGAAUUAGUGAAAACAUUUGGAUUGUGUUGUUGUGCCCAAAGAUUCAUUUGGCUAAAAGGUUGGAUUUAUUUUCUUUGAUGAUGAUAUGCAGCAGUUACUUAUCAAGAAAAUGAUGUAGAAAUGUCCUAGGGCUUUAGCUUAUUCAAUCAUAUAUUUUCUCCUGCCUAUUAUUCAUGUCCACUUAAAUUACAGAUAGGUUAAUACCUCCUUGAUCAGAAACAAAGACAACAUCGGUUUUUUUCCCUUUCUUUUUUUAAAUUUGAGUAACAGAUGUUGAUGUAAUUAGGAGAAGACUGUUGAUUCUGACAUAAAAAAAUUUCUUAUUCUCUUGUUUCUUUCUUUUUUCUGCAUGAGAAUGUCGAAGAUCAGCAUAUAGUCAGAUAUUUUUCAUUCACUUCACCAUGCAAAGAGACAAGGUUUCGGAUGGGAAGAGAAAUGAAAACUGAAGAAAAUGGUUUCAGGCUGACAUUUUGUGAAGCUUUGGAGCUCAAGAUAGUCUCUUCUUCAUAAUUAGAUCAAACUCUGGGUUGUGGGUUCUUGAUUUCAUUCAGAACUCUUGUAUCCCACAGCAAUGACAGAGUAUAGCAUUGAUAGCCCAGUGGCUGCAGAGAAACUUGAGCUUGACUUCCCAGCAACCUUGGAGAAAAUCGAUCUUGAUAUGUCAGUGUUGCCAGAGAAAAAGGAGCUUGAAGGUGGCAAUGUAAGAGGGAACUCUGCUGGAAAAACAGGUGGAGCAAAUGGCAGAGCUAAGGUUCUUCCCAAUUAUCUCAGUUCUCCAACUGGCUCCUGCCAUGAUUUCUGCAAGUAUGGAACAAAACCCGUCUUUGGAAAAAAGGCAGAAAGGGUCAGAGCAACAUCAGGUGAAGGUGAAGAUUUGAAGCAAACUGCAACUGUUAAAGAGCAAAGGAAGAAAUCAGCAACCAGUCUUAAGCCUUCUCCUGAUCCCAAAACACAGCUUCCUGACCAUCAGUCAAUCAUCAAGAGAGAUGUUCGGCCACUGGUUAAAAAUGCAGUUGUCUCUUCAGAACAGCUUUCAUCACCUGGCAAAGAUGCAGAUGUUUUGUUGAAACACGAUAGUGAUUUGAAGCUGAAGGCUGUCAAAACAAAGCCAUCUCUUCUUCCAAUGCCGAGAUUUUUGAGCAGUAAAAGAAACAGUGACACUAGAGUAACCAAGGAAAUUGGGAUUCUACCAUCAUCUCCACUUGGAGAUCGAAGGAGUAGAAGCAACAGUGGAAUUGGAUCUCCACUUGGAGGUCCAAGGAGUGGAAGAAACACUGGAAUUGGAUUAGGCAAAGAUAGAGCAACCUCCGUAAUGGGCAAGAAAAAGGUUUCAUCUGCACCAGCUGUCAAGAGAGUUGCAAGCAAAAAGGCUAGAAGCAAUACAAAUGUUGAAGGGGUCUCUCCUCUGAAGAAUCAAAGCAAUGCUAGAAAAACUGAAUUUGUGCGUCCCAGAAAUGAGAAUGUCCCUGAGAAGAUAUUGCAUGUGAUUGAACCUAAGGCUGCAAACAAAACUGUGGGAACCACUCGAAAUAGUCUCCACACCACCAAAUCGUCUCCAUCCUUAGAGGGCAAAAGUUUGACACUUGCUAAAAAGGGAACUCGUGUCACUCAUUUGGCUUCAUCUCCUGAGAAGCAAAAUCAGAGACAAGCUCAAACUGGAGUUCAUACUUCUCGUUCGCCUCCUUCGAUCUCUCCACCCUCCAUGAACAAAAGCUUACAACAUACUCAAAAUGGAAUUCAUACCAAACAAUCAUCUGUGUCUUCAUUAGCAUCAAUAUCAUCACCCACACCUCCAUCUGAAUCUGUGCAGAGUGAAGACAGUGGCACCAUCUCUGAACACUCUGCAACUGAAAUUGAGAACCAUUCAAAAGUAGAAUACAAGAAAAUGCCUAGAAGAGUUGGAAAAAUUAGCUCAGGAGAUAAAGAGGACUCACCACGCAAGCUGAAUUCCAGGAGAGGACUUCAAUAUGAGAACAAUAGUCCAAGGAGACUCAGAUUGAAGAAAGGAAGAGGUCUAUGUGAGGCAGAGUUCAGCAAAAGAAGCUUUAAGAGAACAGAAGUUGUUCAUGUUGAUUUUGCUGAUGCUAAAACCGAAUUUGAGAAAGUUGUGCUGAGGCACCAAGAUGUGGAAGGCAACAAAGACACCCAGACCUCCCUUAACAACAAGAAUGAAGAAGUUGUAUUGAAACACCAAGAUGUUGCGGACAAAAAAGACAACCAGAAUUUUCUUAAUAAUGUGAUUGAAGAAGUUGUGCUCAGACACCAUGAUGUUGAAGACAAAAAGGAAAACCAGAGUUUGCUUAAUCGCACGAUUGAAGAGACUGCAAGUAAGCUCGUUGAGACCAGGAAGAGUAAGGUCAAGGCUUUGGUGAGUGCUUUUGAAUCCUUGAUCUCCCACCAAGAUACGGCACACAUGGCAACAACUACAGCACACUGAGUACUAUCAGGCUGUCUUGCUUCUACAAUGAUAUAGCAGUUUAAGUACAUUAACCAAACUUUUGAAUUUGAUAUCAAAGUCUGUAGGUUUUGUGAAGCAGUGACACUGCAGCAGAUAGAGAUUCAAUUGAGUUGAGAAAGCUUGAAUGCUAGUACUUAAAAGCACUUUUUUAUGUCUUCUUCUGCAUGUUUGUUUUGCAGAAGGGUAUUUCUCUCUGCUUUCUCCUCUUAAGUUUCUGUGAAUUUUAUUGGCUCAUUUUAUACCUUUACAAAUAAGGUUCUGCUGUACUUGAAUAUACAUAAUGCAAAAUAAUAUUGCCAUCAA